Molecule: messenger RNA, 1044 nt
Organism: Chelonoidis abingdonii (Abingdon island giant tortoise)
Lineage: Eukaryota; Metazoa; Chordata; Testudines; Testudinidae
Gene: STRA8
Product: stimulated by retinoic acid 8
Biological process (GO): cellular response to retinoic acid; meiotic cell cycle; spermatogenesis
Cellular component (GO): nucleus
Molecular function (GO): protein dimerization activity
Source: RefSeq, a predicted model, not a curated record
AUGGAGACAUCUGGUGACUGUAGCAGUCCAUAUGUCAGGGUGACUCCUGGGUUCCUGACACAUCUGCAAGAUUUAGAGCCCCAAGUGGCAAGAAGACGCUUAUCUCAGGCACGACACCGGGCUACGCUGGCAGGACUCUUCAACAACCUGCGGGAAACUGUGUUUUCACAGUCAGACAAUUCAGCAUCAAAGUGUCAGGUUUUGCGAAAAGCUAAGAAUUAUAUCCAGGAGCUGGAGCAAACCUUGGGUAUCUUGCUGAAGAUGAAAGAGUCCUUCAAUCUGGAGGAUGGGAACCCAUCCAGCUUGGAGGAAGUCAAGGAGGAAUAUGUCAAGAUGUACUUCAGUGAUCUCGGUACUGCGUCCCCUUCAGAUGCCAUGAGUGAGAGUGGCUCUACGGUCUGGUAUUUGAUUCAAGAAUAUGAAAAAAAUUCAGUGGAAGAGGAUGGGAAGCCAAGACUUAUCCAGUCUCCAGCCACUUCAUCUCCUGAUCUCUUGGAGUUUGAACGGUACCUAUAUUUUUAUAAACAGACCGUGGACCUGCUGGUUGAGAAUGGGAUUGUGUGCACCGAAGAGGUCACGCUUCCUGUCGUCUCCACAACUGUUUCCCACCUGUGGCAGAAUCUGCCAGAGGAAAGGAGAGACAGCAUCUUGCAGUACUGUAGUCAGAGACAAAGUAUACUCCCAGACCCUAAGGCAGCCUGCACUGAAGGCAGUAUGAGGAACAGCAGAGCUAAUAGUCAGGAAGCCAGUGGUUCAUUGGUAUCCACACCCGAGGAGAUACUAUUUGAAGAUGCUUUUGAUGUUGCUGCUGGUUUCCUUGACAGAAAUGAGACUCAACAAGCAAUGUCCAGUCCAGGCUCAAUGUUCACAGGCUGCACCUCAGAAAAUCCAGAGGAUAACCACCGGCUCUACUUGCAGAUCACUGGUUUCUUAAAGGGUCUUUUCUUUGCUGACACACAGUUUCCCCAGGAAGAGGCUGUUCAGUUUGACUAUGAGACUGUGAUGCUGCAGUGCACAGAGACCUUUGAUGAUGAAGAUUUGUAA